UCAACAUCCAGACAGCAACAAGAUACUCAGUACAGCAUCGCCAUGGAUCCAAACGAGCUUUCGCAAGCCCUUUCUGUGGCUAGCCCUGCUGAAAGCUUCAACGAGGUUGGUCCCAGACUCUCCGUCUUCCACAUUACUGCGCUCCUCCUUGAUCUAGCUCAGCCUUCAACCACCGGGGAGGUAGCGCCAGAGUCUCAACUUGGAUCUUUCUUGUUUUCAAGAGUUCUUCAUCCUACAACUUUAGUUGCUAAUUCUGUGUAUUACUAGGCUUCUAUCGAACCCCCCUCCACGAGUUUCUCUGCGCAAUUAAACUCCUCGCCUCAACCGCCCCCAGAAGCAUCAGCUCCCAGCUUGAAUAAUAAUAAUAGGCCAGGAUUCAAGUACAAAUACCCCGAAGCUGCACCAACGCCCCCCGGAGAAGAUGACGCUGAAUGGAAUAAGGUCUAUACAGCUGCUGACUCGCGGUUCUACAAUCGCAAUGGCAAAAACGCGGAAAAGUCUAGAAAGUUUAGACAGGCAGGAGAUACCUAUCAGCUGGCAUUAGUCAUGAUGGCAGAAAAGAAGGAAAAAAUGAAGGCCGGGACAGUCGCACCAAAUGGUAGAGUUGUUGUUCCGAAAUCCAAGGCUGCGAAGAAACCUGCGACGGUGGUUAAGAAAGAGCCUUCGAGUAGUUCUCGUGAUGUUACGCCUGGUGGGAUGGGAAUACCAUUGAGUAUUUCGGAGCAAAUAAAAGCAAAUGGACGAGCUGCAAAAGCACCUUCUGCGGCACCAUCUUCUAAACAAGGUACACCUGUACCCAGUUCGUUCAAAAUGGGAAGCCCUCCUCCACCAGCUCCUAAAUUGGAUAGACCACCCCCGAAGAAAAAAGGAACUGCUGCUCUUGUUAAUAAACAUGCGAGACCCAAAGGACCAGGUAUGUCAAAUAUACUCUUAUGUCUUCGUUAUUUAUCUUUUCCUUUAUUUAUAUAUACUAAUUAUACCCUUAACUAGAACGGCCCAUUCUUCCUCCCAUACGACCUGGACAAACUCCUGUUCCUAAGACUAAUAAUGCUUCUGAUUCAGACAGUAAUGAUGGAGGGGAAUACUGUAUCUGUCGUGGUCCAGAUGAUCAUCGGAUGAUGGUGAAUUGUGAAGGUGGCUGUGACGAAUGGUAUCACUGUUCCUGUAUCAAUAUGGUGGUUGAAGACGCCAAGGAACUCCUGGAUCGUUAUAUUUGCCCCCGUUGUCAAACCGAUGAACUUUUCACCACCUGGAAACGCAUGUGUCGCUACAAUAAUGUUGGGGAAUGGAUGGAUUGGGACCAUCCUUGUCGUAAAGCUGCGCGUGUCACAGAGGAUCCUCCUAGCAAGUAUUGCAGUGAUGAACAUCGGGAUGAGUUCUGGAAAUUUGUGAGGGAUCAUUUGGCUCGUACCGAUCAUGCGCCGUCGAUGGGAGGAAGAUUGAAUGCCCAGGAGGUGGCCGAUAUAUUGGCUCAUUGCAAAGAUAACUCACAACUUCAAAAUCUCGGCAAGAAGCCUCGCCUCCCAAUACCCGAAGGGUAUGAUUCAAGUAAGCACAUUGAUUUUUUCUUCUUCUGAAAUCCACUCUAGCUGAUACACAAAAGGUCGCCCAAUUGGCCUCGAAUACGUCACACCCGCAGGCAAAGCCGAACUAGAAAACAUUGAAAAGAAAAAGAAAAUAAUUGAGCAACGCAUCGAGAAUUGCGUGCUUCAACAACAGCUCCUCCGCAUGGUACACGCCCGCGCCAGUGCCGCAGCCGAGCACCCGGAAUGCGCGGAAAAGGGACUGUGCGGCUACGACAACCGGCUCUCCUUCAACGAAGAGGAAUUCGCUCACUGGCUCACCACCACCGAAGGCAAGACCGCUUUUGAAAGCGGCAAGCUUGGUCCACGAACGGAGGAAACAAAAUCCAUCUCUAAUAGGAUUAUCGCGAUGGAUCAGGUAUUGACAAAUGGAGCUGUUUUGCCGGAUGAGCUUAAUAACAUUUGUCUGGCGCGCGGUAAGGGGUGUGUGAAGCAUCGGCAGUGGAGGGCUAUCCAUUCGCUCGAUUUUUCCACGCAUCAGGGGGGGCUGAAGCUGGAGUUGGAUAGGUUGACGAGUAUGGCGAAUGAGAUUAUUGAGGAUGCGGAGGGGAGGGAGGCGGAGAAGGAGUAUCAUGCUCAUAAUACUGUUGAGGUGCUUUUCUAAAGCCCUUCCUUCUAUUGUUCCUAAGGAAAGAGCGUGAGAGUGAGUAUAUGGAAAGGUACCGUAGUAUGGGUUUGGAUGGGAAGCGAGGGUUCGCUAGGGGCGUUUUUCUGGAGUUCAAUAGGUGGUGCCAUCGUCUUGAUACCCUACCCCCUUUUUCUUUCUCUUUCUCUGUUUCGCGGGAAGAUUGUAAUCUAGAUGCGAAAAGGGUACGCAAAAUGCCGUAAUUUAAGGAUACAAUCGUGGGAGUGUGGUGGAUUUUCUCUCUCUCGCUUCUUUGAUAUAUACGAUGGAAUGGACUUGCCUAUGGGAUAUUGUUUUAUAUCUUACUCGCCGAGUAAGUUCUACUAUAUAACCGAGAUUUGGGAUUUAAAUUUAGAUGAGAUACUACUGUAGGACUCGGAACUUAG
Molecule: messenger RNA, 2594 nt
Organism: Hymenoscyphus albidus
Lineage: Eukaryota; Fungi; Ascomycota; Leotiomycetes; Helotiales; Helotiaceae
Source: the annotation of a GenBank genome assembly